CGGCACGGCAGCUGUGCCAGCCCCUCCUCCCCCACCACCACUGCCUGGCAUGGCAGCUGUGCCAGCCCCUCCUCCCCCACCACCACUGCCCGGCAUGGCAGCUGUGCCAGCCCCUCCUCCCCCACCACCACUGCCCGGCAUGCCUCCACCGCCUCCCCCACUGCCCGGCCUCGGAGGCAUGCCUCCUCCUCCUCCCCUACUGCCCAGCCUGGGAGGCAUACCGCCCCCUCCCCCGCCAGGAGGCAACGUGGAGGAAGUAGUGGUUGCCCACGUUGACUAUGCUUUGGGCUAUGCCAGGCCUUUCCCCAAGAAGGUGAAGACUCCGACCCUGAGAAUGAAGAAACUCAACUGGCAGAAGCUGCCCUCCAAUGUGGUGCGAGAAAGUCGCUCCAUGUGGGCGUCAGUGAGCAGUGUCAGCGAUGAAGAUAUAGAGCCUGAUUACAUGAGCAUUGAGCAGCUUUUUUGUUUUCCGCAAACGAAGCCCAAAGAGAAAGCAGCUACCCCAGUGAAGGUGGAACCAAAGGAGAUCACAUUCUUAGACUCCAAGAAGAGUCUCAAUCUGAACAUAUUUUUGAAGCAAUUUAGAUGCUCAAAUGAAGAGGUAGUGGACAUGAUUCAAAAAGGGGACAGGACCAAGUUUGAUGUGGAGGUUCUGAAGCAGUUACUGAAGCUGCUACCCGAAAAGCAUGAGAUAGAAAACCUGAAAGCCUUCAAGGAAGAUAAAGCCAAGUUAGCAAGUGCAGAUCAAUUUUAUCUUCUCCUCCUCAGGGUUCCCAGCUACCAGCUCCGGAUUGAGUGUAUGCUGUCAUGUGAAGAGACCACCGUCAUGCUAGAUAUGCUACAGCCCAAAGCAGAAGCGAUCAGGAAAGCCUGUGAAGAUCUUCUAACGACCCAUCGCCUGCCAGUUUUUUGUCAACUGAUUCUCAAAGUUGGAAACUUUCUUAACUAUGGAAGUCACACUGGAGAUGCCGAUGGCUUUAAAAUUAGCACUUUACUCAAACUAACUGAAACCAAAGCAAACCAAACCCGUAUUACUCUGCUCCACCAUAUUCUGGAGGAAGUAGAGAAAAGUCACACAGACCUCCUGCAGCUUCCCAAGGACCUUGAAUGUGUCUCAAAGGCAGCCGGAAUUAACCUUGAAAUCAUACGUGCGGAAUCCAGUUCCAAUUUAAAGAAGCUGCUGGAACUUGAACGAAAGGUUUUGUCCUCGAAAGACGACGUGAAAGCCCAGUAUGAGACGCCCAUCCAGGACAGCAUAAAUGCAUCAAAGAAGUUGGAGGAGGAGUUUGAAAUCAUUGAAAGGAAGAAGGGGGAACUUGCAAAUUAUCUCUGUGAAGAUGCAAACAAGUUGUCAUUAGAAGAUAUAUUUAGCACCAUGAAAACCUUCAGGGAUCUCUUCAUUAGAGCACUAAAGGAAAACAAGGACAGGAAGGAACAAGCUGCAAAGGCAGAAAAAAGGAAGAAACAGCUGGAAGAGGAAGACGCUAAGAGACCAAAGGGAGACAAUGGGAAGAUCAUUAAGAAAGGGGCCGUGAAGCAGGAGGAGGUGUGCGUUAUUGAUGCCCUGCUGGCCGACAUAAGGAAAGGUUUCCAGUUGCGGAAAACGGUGAAGAACAAGAGUGAGCCGAACACUGCUCCUAAAGCCUCACCUGCCGAAACGCUGAAGGAGAGAGAGCCUGGAAAGAGUGUUGAUGCUUCAGAAGCAGCGAAGGAAAGUGCCUGUGAGACCAAGCGAAAGGAUGGCAGUCAGCACACAGAAAACACUCCGGCCUCAGAAGCUGCUGCCAUUGCAAGGGCUACCGGUAAAGUUGUCAAAGAGACACCAGCUUCCAAUGAAGUGCUUCCUAAAGACGGAGCUGGAGGAAAUUCGCCACAACAACCCUGUACUGAGAGGAGCUUCCAACAUUCAACUGAAGUUGAGGGAACCCAUCAACCCAACAGUGGAGAGAGUAUUCAGCAGAUCAACAGCUCAUGUAGCUUUCAAGAGAACGUGGAAUACAACUCCAUUGUGUUUGCGCCAGUGAACCCAGGAACCACUAUAAAGUUUGCAAGCAGCUCUUCAGGCAACUGUACUGGUUUAGGAGAGGAAUUGAAUGGAUCCAUCUCAGGAGACCAAAACAGUGAGUCCGGACCCACUCAGGUAGAAAGAGGCCCGGUGUCUAAUGAACAAACGUCACAACCAAGUGAUGCAGUUGGGAACGAGGCUAAAACCAGAGUUGAAGUAGCACCUGACGGUGCUGAAAUGACUCCAACCAAAGAGUCGAGUUCUCAACAUACGGAGUUAAGGAAGACAGAGAAAGAAAAUGACCCUGCCGCAGACUCAUUGCUGGACACCUCUCAGGAGAAAUCCUUCUCAGAAGAGCCAGUGACUGAUUCUUCUUGCUCAGCAACAGUCCCUCCAGCGCAAGCACUUACUGACAAGGAAAGGCAAAGAGGGUCUGGGAAACGGAAAAAGAAGAGACGACACAGCAAAAGCCAGUCAGGUGUCACAACAAAGCAGAAGAAUAAAUAACGAGGAGUCAGUGAAACGCUGACAAAUCCAUAUAAUGCUGCCAUUCUCUAGGAAGCACGUUUCACAGUGUUGAAAUUCCAUUACUGAUCAUGUUUGUAGUAAUAUCUUGGGAUGUAAAGUUUCUUCUAAAAUGGUCUUUCACUAAUCCUUCCUUGGGGAUUCUGUGUAUCCAGCAAAUAACCGCCAGAUGCAAGAGACUUAAGCACCUUCAGAAUGUGCCUUAUGUGAAUGCUGCCAAGGUCUGAUGCUGAAAAUGCUCCAUGCCCAGAACUUCUGUGGAAGCUGAUGGGAGUUCCAUGUGUCAAGGGCUGAUAGGAAUAGGCCUCUGAUAAACUUCAUUUGGGGUCAAAUCCUGCAGUCCCUUCCUAGGCCAAACUCUUACUGAAGACAAUGAGGCCAUGGCCUGGGUAAUGAAUGCAGCAUUUUACCCCAUGAGUCAUUUUAAAGACAGCAGUGCCUCCAAAACUGAAUUAUGGGUAAAAUUAGGCACUGUCAUCAGCAUCUGAUUGGAAAUCGGUUACUUCCCAUUCUAGUGCCCCACCAACAAUUGGAACUGAUGUUGGACCAAAUAAAAGACCCAAUUCAGAUUAACAUACUUUCCCUUGCUAUCGUUUUAGACAGGGGAUAUCUAUUAAAGGAAAAUGUAUUGUAGUGAACAGCUGGCUGUUUGAACACUAAGGACUUGUCUAUAUGGAGAGUUAGUUUGUGUCAAGUUGAAGUUCAAAUGUAUAGUGCACUGGCCUUCUGCACACUAACUGGUCAUGUGGACCCUGGUACCACACACUAGAAGUUUUACGGUGCACUUUGAUCUACUCCAGUUUCAGUUUGGGGCAGUAUUCUACGUAUUUCAAAUGGGAGUAGAUCAAAGUGCACUACCGAACUUCUAGUGGGCAUUCGGAGGGUCCAUACUGCCUGUUAGUGCACGUGACAGGCUGGGGCACUGCACUCCAGCUUGCUGUUCACUAACUCUCCAUAUACACAACUCCUAAGGCCUGGAUCCUGCAAAGACUUAAACACACAUUAACUUUAAGCAUGUGAAUAGUCCUAUGGAGUUCAGUGGAACUUCUGACAUGCAUAAAGUUAGACACAUGCAUAAGUCUUUGCAGGUUUGGGGCCUAGAGUAUCUAUUUUGUUAAAGAAACAGAAAGAGAUUUUUCUAGGGUGAUCCAUUCAUAAUAUUUAAAACUAAUAUUAUUUGGCAAAUCUCUGGUUCUGAAUAUUUAUUGCCUGCUGCAUGCACUCAAAGGCACUUGGACUCAAGUUUUAGAGUCUGUUUCAGUUUAAAAGAUAGUUAUGCAAUUUGUGCUUUAAAACCGGGAACCUGCAGUAUUUUGUGUUAAGAAAUCAGAGCUUUAUUUCUGAAUUAUGUUUUAUAAUAACCUUGUACCAUAUAAUUUUGUACAUAUCGGUCAAUUUAAAAUUCUAGAUGUUUGUUCAAUCUGUAUUGCAAUAUUAGAUUGCAGUGGGAACUGUGUGGAAAAUCAUUACUUUUAGCAAUCAUGCCUAUAUACAGUAACUUGCUGAGCACAUAUAAUAGUGUUCAGGCUAAGCUACUUUGCAUUGCUUAUUAAGACUUGAUCAAGGGUCAUUUACUAAACCUGUACUGGAUGAAGUUCAGAAUUAAAACAGGGGCUACCUUUAACUAAAAACUUUGCUUGGAGUGUGGUGAAAAUUGGUUAACUACAGCAAUUACCAGUUUAGAAUGGGCCACUGCCAUUAUCAGAUUCAGCUGCGGAAAUCCUCUGUAGCAGUGUAGCAAAGCUGCAUUUGAAAUCAAGUUCACCACUGGCGUAAACAUGUAGAGGUUCAUUAACUUCAGUGGAGCUGCACUAUCAGCAGUGAAUGUGACCCUUCAUAUGAGAAAACACACACAUACAAAAGAGCUUAGGGGUCAAUCACCAUUGUAAUGGUCAUGGCUGGAGGGCAGCUGCACCCUGUUCCCUUUUUGGUCUCUCUGAAUGCACCCCCUCAAGUGUCAGGCCUCAUGUCUUUACCUAUCCCAGGGUGGAAUUCUACAGUUCUCCCACUCGGACUGGGACCUGGGCUUCAGUACCCUGGGAAUCAACCAUGCUUACCCAGCAGGUCUGACUGGGUUCCACACUUAUGGUUCUUCCCUUCAGGAGCCUGUGGCCGAUGGUGUAUAGUGACAAAGCUGCCUUAUUGAAACCGGAGUAUUGUUCAUUUUACUUAUAGUAACAAAGCAUGUAGAGAAAAAGCAUUUUAGGACAACAAACAGUCCACACCUGUCCAUCGUCCCCAAAGGCUUACCAUCCCCUCAGGGUCACCUAGUCAGGCCUAAUUUCUUCAGACAAUCCAGCCAAUGCCUGCAUCCUAGUCUGGUUCCCCCAAACAAUGACUUGUCUCUCUGCAGAGAGCACCCCUUCCUAAACUUUCAGAGUUGCUUUGUUCUCGCAUUCUUGGCCUUUGUCCCUUUGGACAAAACUAGUUUUGCAGGUUGGCUUGGGAGGAGGUAAAAUAUUGAUGCUAUAAGAGUAUGGGCAUUGCCCACUGAACAGCACUCAAGUGUUUGCUGAGAA
This is a messenger RNA of Chrysemys picta bellii (western painted turtle), 5049 nucleotides long. RefSeq names its product inverted formin 2 (gene INF2). Lineage: Eukaryota; Metazoa; Chordata; Testudines; Emydidae. Gene Ontology annotation, biological process: actin cytoskeleton organization. The record is from RefSeq and is a predicted model, not a curated record. Gene Ontology annotation, molecular function: small GTPase binding; actin binding.